UUCGUAAUCAUUACCACUUUACAUUUUACGUUGUACCACACGUUCUCGACAAGUUGCUUGGAUAUUUACCCCCCGUAGAAGUUCCACGGACCAUGCAGCACUAUGAUCGCAGUGUGGGCUUUCUGGGAACGUGGGGCCGCUUCCAGCUGAUUGUUUUUUUCUUGCUCUGCUUCACUAUCCUGCCCAACGGGAUGGGUUCCUUCUCGUUUGUGUUCCUCACCGAUACGCCCCGACACCGAUGCCGGAUCCCCGAGGCUAACCUCAGUCUGGAGUGGCAGCAGGCUGCAGUACCUUUGGAGGUGGCGGACGGGGAGCUGCAGCCAAGCCGCUGUCGCCGCUACAGGUUGGACGUGCUCCGCAACCUGUCAGCCGGCGGGCUGCUGCCGGGCCGCGACGUCAACCUGAGCAGUGUCCAACAGGAGGACUGUGUCGACGGCUGGGUCUACAGCACCGAGAUCUAUCAGUCCACCGUGGUCUCCCAGUACGACUUGGUGUGUGGCCACCGUUGGAAACAACCCUUAACCGCCACCAUUUUCUUCCUGGGGGUCCUGGGAGGGUCCUUGAUCUCCGGAGUGAUCUCUGACAAGUUUGGCCGUAAACCGGUGUUGUUCACCAGCAUAAUCAUUCAGGCCGUGUUCACGCUGGUCCAGAUUGCCGCGCCAUCUUGGGAGGUGUUCUGCUUUUUUCUCUUUUGCAACGGUCUUGGCAGUAACUCCAACUACAUGUCCGGCUACGUGAUGGGCACAGAAAUCCUCACGGGCAACGCUCGGGCAGUUUACUCAUCGAUGGGGGUGUGUCUGGGCUUCGCCUUGGGCUACAUGAUGCUACCCCUCUUCGCUUACUUCAUUCGAACUUGGCAAAUGCUGCUGGUGGCCAUCGGAGUGCCGUGUCUCAUCUGCAUUCCCCUUUGGUGGGUACUCCCAGAAUCUCCCAUGUGGCUGCUGUCUCAAGGUCGAGUGACGGAAGCCGAGGCCAUCGUGAGAAAAGCCGCCAAGAUGAACCGAGUGGUCGCACCGGAGAAGAUCUUUGACGAUUCCAAGUCGCAAGCGGGCGAGGAGAGGCCAGUGGAGCGCUACACCGUCUCAGACCUACUGAGGAAAAGAAGCACUAUCAUGACAACCAGCCUCCUUUGCUGGGUGUGGUUCAGCAUGAGCACCUGCUACUACGGCCUGUCCCUGAACACGUCACAGCUCCACUCGGAUCCGUACAUCAGCUGCUUCCUAUCUGCCUUGGUGGAAGUUCCGGCGUACUUGAGCUGCAGUUUGGCCAUACGAUACCUGCCGCGGCGCAUGGCCGUUCUAGGCGUCUUCCUCAUUAUGGGCCUGGCGCUCUUUUCCAUCCAGCUGGUGCCUCAGAGCAUCUUGGGUGUGGCCGUGGCCUUGGAGAUGCUGGGUAAGUUUGUCGCCACGGGAGGAACGUCGCUGCUGUACGUCUUCACGGCCGAGCUGUACCCGACAAGCCUGAGGAACACGGCAUCCGGGCUCUGCCUCAUGUUGUCACGAACGGGAAGCUGCAUCGCGCCCUUUAUCAUACAGCUGAACAUCUUCUUCAAGUACGUGUCUUAUACCACCCUGAGCAUUCUGGCCAUGCUGUCAAUCCUGGCCACACUCUUCCUACCGGAGAGUUUUGGACAUCCGCUCCCAGAGACGCUUCAACAUAUGCAAAAGAGGCAAAGAGUGACUUUUCCAAAUAUCUGCGGACAAAAAAACUCCAAACCAAUAAAGGUCUGCGAAAGCCGGCUGUGAAGACUGUUUGCACACUGUAGAUUUUAUCGACAAAUUGAGGACUGCAUUGUGUAAUGUGUUAUCAUGAUAUU
Hippocampus zosterae (dwarf seahorse) is the source of this 1816-nucleotide messenger RNA. Its product is annotated as solute carrier family 22 member 4-like. The record is from RefSeq and is a predicted model, not a curated record. Lineage: Eukaryota; Metazoa; Chordata; Actinopteri; Syngnathiformes; Syngnathidae. Gene Ontology annotation, molecular function: transmembrane transporter activity. Gene Ontology annotation, biological process: transmembrane transport. Bases 93 to 1745 code for a protein of 550 amino acids. The transcript has 11 exons. Gene Ontology annotation, cellular component: membrane.